Molecule: messenger RNA, 1298 nt
Organism: Cyprinodon variegatus (sheepshead minnow)
Lineage: Eukaryota; Metazoa; Chordata; Actinopteri; Cyprinodontiformes; Cyprinodontidae
Gene: anxa4
Product: annexin A4
Exons: 13
Coding region: 193-1155 (320 amino acids)
Cellular component (GO): cytoplasm
Molecular function (GO): calcium-dependent phospholipid binding; calcium ion binding
Source: RefSeq, a predicted model, not a curated record
GAGCUGUAACCUUCACGCGCAUAAAUGGGUGGUCCGAGAGCAGAGCUCUAGUUAAAAACCUACAGAGUGUAUCUGUCCUGUGUCUCUACCUUCCUACCGUGCUCCAGACAGAAAGCUCUCCCAGAACGGGCAGCAAACUCUCCCAGAAGAGCUUCCCAGACUUCCAGAUCAGAACUACACUCUCAUCCAACAAUGGCAGCCAUUGGAAACCGUGGAACUGUGACCGAGGCAUCUGGUUUCGACGCUGAAGCCGAUGUCCAGAAACUGAGAGGAGCCAUGAAGGGAACUGGAACGGACGAGGCGGCCAUCAUCGAUGUCCUGGCGCACCGUACGAUCGCCCAGAGGCAGCGCAUCAAGGAGGCCUACAAACAAACUGUGGGGAAGGAGCUGGCUGAUGAUCUUUCUUCAGAGCUGAGUGGGAACUUCAAGAGUGUUGUUCUGGGUCUGCUGAUGUUAGCACCUGUCUACGAUGCAUAUGAGCUGAAACAUGCAAUGAAGGGGGCUGGGACUGAAGAGGCCUGCCUCAUUGACAUUCUGGCUUCUAGAACCAAUGAUGAAAUAAAUACCAUCAAUUCAGUCUAUAAAAAAGAGUAUGGGAAGACCCUGGAGCAGGAUGUGUCUGGAGACACCUCUGGGAUGUUUAAAAGAGUUUUGGUGUCUUUGCUCACGGCUGGACGAGAUGAAAGCGAUAAGGUGGACGAAGCCCAGGCUGUUCAAGAUGCAAAGGACAUCUAUGAGGCUGGAGAGGCUCGUUGGGGCACAGAUGAGGUUAAAUUCCUCACGGUUCUGUGUGUUAGAAACCGAAACCAUCUGCUGAGAGUGUUUGAAGAGUAUCAGAAGAUUUCUGGCAAAGACAUUGAGGAAAGUAUCAAGAGGGAGAUGUCUGGCUGCUUGGAGGACGUCUUUCUGGCCAUAGUGAAGUGCAUCAGGAACAAGCCAGCAUUCUUUGCUGAACGACUAUACAAGUCAAUGAAGGGGCUGGGCACCACAGACAGCGUCCUCAUCAGAAUAAUGGUCGCCAGAGCUGAAAUCGACAUGUUGGACAUUAAGGCUCAGUUCCUGAAAAUGUAUGGAAAGACUCUGCACUCCUUCAUCAAGGGAGACACGUCAGGCGACUACCGUAAAAUCCUGCUGGAGCUCUGUGGAGGCGAAUAGAAACUACUUCAGCCCCGUUCCUCCAGACAACAUCAUGUUUUUUUAUGAUAUCUCCGUUUCUGCCUUUCUCAUUUUGCUAAUUAACAUGGUGCCUCAUAUCACUGUUUCUGAAACCAAUUAAACCAAAGACCAGUGAACUUUUA